Molecule: messenger RNA, 1328 nt
Organism: Grus americana (Whooping crane)
Lineage: Eukaryota; Metazoa; Chordata; Aves; Gruiformes; Gruidae
Gene: RPL18A
Product: ribosomal protein L18a
Exons: 6
Coding region: 748-1278 (176 amino acids)
Biological process (GO): translation
Cellular component (GO): cytosolic large ribosomal subunit; ribosome
Molecular function (GO): structural constituent of ribosome
Source: RefSeq, a predicted model, not a curated record
CGUGGCCUCCAGGGCCCCAGGACCGCGGCAAUCACAUCUCAUGGCUAUGGCAGUGCAGCUUUCAAAAGCAUGCGGUGCUCAACACUUGGGAGACCAUAACUCGUCAUUACUGCAGAACCGUUUCUAGUUCAUGGUGCACAGGAGCGCAAGUACUCGGGACCAGCCAUGAAAAAGAGGAUCGAUCCCAUCAAACCGAGUGUGUGUGUGUGGUCCACAGGGGCAACCCCACGGUAACCAGCAACCCUGGUCUCCCACGGGACCACGGGUCAAAAAGGUCCCCCCAGUAGCCCUCCAGGCCCCGCUACCGCCCCGAGGGGAGCACGGUGCCGGCUGCCUCCGCCUGGGGCCUCCCUGCCACGUCUCUGGCGGGGGAUGGAGUCACUCACAACCGGGCCUCUUUCUACCAGGGACCAGGACCGUGCGGGCCCGCGGCCACGGUGACGAGGAGAGGGGCCCGCGGCACUGCUGGCUGCAGUGCGCAGGGGAGGACGAGCUCCCGCGGCCCUGCCGACCGACGAGCUGUCCCCGCCGAGCCCGGCCUAGGCCACGCGACCGCCGCCUGCCCGGAACCCAGCGCCGGCCGCCGCGAGCGGAGACUGACGGCUGUCUCCUCCAAUCGCGCUCCCCUCGCAGCCAAUCGGCGGAGAGGACGGCCGAGGGCGGGGCUGCCGGAGGGCGGGUGACGGGAGACGGCGGCGCACGCGGCCUUUCCUUUCCUUUUCUGCGGGCCGCGGAGGAGGCAGCGCCAUGAAGGCGUCAGGCACCCUACGGGAGUACAAGGUGGUCGGGCGAUGCCUGCCCACGCCGAAAUGCACGACCCCUCCUCUCUACCGCAUGCGGAUCUUCGCUCCGAACCAUGUUGUCGCCAAGUCCCGGUUCUGGUACUUCGUUUCUCAGCUGAAGAAGAUGAAGAAGUCUUCUGGAGAGAUUGUGUACUGUGGCCAGGUGUAUGAGAAGUCCCCUCUGCGGGUAAAAAAUUUUGGCAUUUGGUUGCGCUAUGAUUCUCGUAGCGGAACUCACAACAUGUACAGGGAGUACAGGGAUUUGACUACGGCUGGUGCUGUCACUCAGUGCUACCGUGAUAUGGGAGCCCGUCAUCGUGCCCGUGCUCACUCUAUCCAGAUCAUGAAAGUUGAGGAGAUUGCUGCUAGCAAGUGCCGUAGGCCAGCAGUCAAGCAGUUCCAUGAUUCUAAAAUCAAGUUCCCUCUGCCACACAGAGUUCUGCGUCGCCAGCACAAACCGCGUUUCACCACCAAGAGACCAAAUACUUUCUUUUAAAUACGAAAACGUGCUGUCAACUCUGUGUUGUAAUAAAGGUCUUAUUUGAA